UUGAUUGUGAUUUUCAUGAUCUUGUGUCUAAUUAGACCCUCUCCAGGAUCUAGAAAACGCCAGACUCCUCAGUACAGUGACCCCAAACCACAUGGUAACCGUCCAGGUACAACUGUCCGAGUUCACCGUCCCUCUGCACACAAUCUUCACAAUGAUAGAGGGAAGGCUCUUCGUUGUCGGGAAAAGAAAGAGCAGAAUAAAGGAAGAGAGGAAAAGAACAAAUCACCUGCUGCAGUUACAGAACCAGAGACAAAUAAAUUUGAUAGCACUGGAUAUGAUAAGGACUUAGUAGAAGCUUUGGAGAGAGAUAUAAUUUCUCAGAACCCCAAUGUUCGAUGGGAUGAUAUUGCUGAUUUAGUAGAAGCUAAAAAGUUGCUUAAGGAAGCUGUGGUAUUACCAAUGUGGAUGCCAGAAUUCUUUAAGGGCAUUAGGAGACCAUGGAAGGGAGUGUUGAUGGUUGGCCCUCCUGGCACGGGAAAGACCCUCCUUGCCAAAGCAGUAGCUACAGAGUGCAAGACAACAUUUUUCAAUGUCUCUUCAUCAACUCUGACUUCCAAAUACAGAGGAGAGUCUGAGAAGCUUGUUCGUCUCCUGUUCGAAAUGGCUCGAUUUUAUUCUCCAGCUACCAUAUUUAUUGAUGAGAUAGAUUCCAUUUGUAGUCGCAGAGGGACGUCUGAAGAGCACGAAGCAAGCAGAAGGGUGAAAGCUGAGCUGCUGGUUCAGAUGGAUGGUGUUGGAGGUGCUUCUGAAAAUGAUGACCCUUCCAAAAUGGUUAUGGUUCUGGCAGCUACUAAUUUCCCCUGGGAUAUUGAUGAGGCUUUAAGACGUCGUCUUGAAAAAAGAAUCUAUAUUCCCUUACCUUCAGCAAAAGGCAGAGAGGAGCUAUUACGAAUAAGUCUACGUGAGCUGGAAUUGGCUGAUGAUGUUAACCUUGCAAGUAUAGCAGAAAACAUGGAAGGUUAUUCAGGUGCGGACAUUACCAAUGUGUGCAGGGAUGCAUCCUUGAUGGCAAUGAGAAGGCGUAUUGAAGGUUUGACCCCAGAAGAAAUUAGGAAUCUUUCAAGAGAAGAAAUGCACAUGCCUACAACUAUGGAAGACUUUGAAAUGGCUUUAAAAAAGGUUUCUAAGUCAGUAUCUGCUGCAGACAUUGAAAGAUAUGAGAAAUGGAUAUUUGAGUUUGGAUCAUGCUAAAUUCUCACAUGUAAUCUGAGAAACCUGCCUUGUUUGAAUAACAAUUAAAUGUAGUAUUUCAUUGUACCGAGUGCUAUAUUUUUUUAAACUUUCAUAAUGGUAAGAUAAAAAAAAACCAU
This is a messenger RNA of Manis javanica (Malayan pangolin), 1310 nucleotides long. The record is from RefSeq and is a predicted model, not a curated record. Lineage: Eukaryota; Metazoa; Chordata; Mammalia; Pholidota; Manidae.